Molecule: messenger RNA, 3495 nt
Organism: Esox lucius (northern pike)
Lineage: Eukaryota; Metazoa; Chordata; Actinopteri; Esociformes; Esocidae
Gene: esrrb
Product: estrogen-related receptor beta
Exons: 8
Coding region: 752-2143 (463 amino acids)
Biological process (GO): regulation of DNA-templated transcription
Cellular component (GO): nucleus
Molecular function (GO): steroid binding; zinc ion binding; nuclear steroid receptor activity
Source: RefSeq, a predicted model, not a curated record
AGAAAAACUGUUGUUGCUGAAGUUACUUUAAGUUCCUUAAUACUCUUGAUGUUAAUGUAAAUGGUGUAAUACAGCCCAGUGAUGAUAUAGGUAUUGCAUGUAAAAAUCACAUUAGUAAACCAAACACUUAUUAAGGCUGUAGUUGUGUAGCUAUACCGGUAAUUACAUGCAGUGGAUGUUUUGACAUGGUUGGCAAUAUCUCAAACACAAAUCAGUUUAACAUCAACUGUUAUCUUCUUCCAUAAUCGCGUUGAAUUAAUUUAGAUAUUUAUCUAAGGCUCCUAAAAAACUAUUUAGUUAUUUUUGAUGGAUAAAAUAUAUUUUUUACUCUUACUAAAUCCUGAAGUAAAAUAUUCAAGACAAUAUCAUUAAAUUAACUUUGAUCUACAUUCAUAGAAAAAUGAAACACAAAUAUAAAUAUAUACUGUAUACAUAUCGCUAAUGCCACAAAUGUUGUCUAGUGAUGAAUGUAGUGUUGUUGGUUAUAGGACUUUGUUGGCGUUGGUCUUGCAGAGGGUAGUUUCGGAUGUCUGUUGGACGGCAGUGUUUGUAGCAAUUUGGUUCAUUCGGUGGGGUUUGGAGUGUCUCCGGUACUUGACUGCUGGGAUUCCUGGGCCAUAUAGCACCAUGUAAUUAGCAGAGCAGUGAUGUGGAAGCAGUAUGUAUGCUCAAUAGAUUGGCCUGGGGGGCCUGAGUGACGCUGUCUAUCCUGUUGAAAGACUGCUUUUAUGUUGGACUAAAUGGAGACAAUAUGGGGAGGGCUUCGUUGUCCAAUUCAUUAGGGCGAUUACUCAGCCCACUGGCCACACUGGAGCCCUCUCAUUUCUGGCUGCUGAAUAGAAUGGCCGCGGAUGACCGGCACCUUCCCUCCAGCUGCGGGUCCUACAUCAAGACAGAGCCGUCCAGUCCCUCCUCAGUCAUCGACACGGUCAGCCACCACAGCCCCAGCGGCAACUCGGACGCCAGCGGCGGCUAUGUCAGCGCCAUGAACAGCCACUCCAACGGCCUGGACUCCCCACCCAUGUUCACGCCCGGCGGGCUGGGCGCCGCCGCCUGCCGCAAGCGCUACGACGACUGCUCCAGCGCCAUCAUGGAGGACUCGCCCAUUAAGUGCGAAUACAUGUUGAACUCCAUCCCCAAGAGGCUGUGCCUGGUCUGUGGAGAUAUAGCGUCUGGGUAUCACUAUGGCGUGGCCUCCUGUGAGGCCUGCAAAGCCUUCUUUAAAAGGACGAUACAAGGCAACAUUGAAUACAGCUGUCCUGCCACAAAUGAGUGUGAGAUCACAAAACGGAGACGCAAGUCAUGUCAAGCCUGUCGCUUUAUGAAGUGUCUCAAAGUGGGGAUGCUUAAAGAAGGUGUGCGUCUGGACCGCGUACGCGGGGGUAGACAGAAGUACAAGAGGAGGAUGGAUGCGGAGAACACAGCGUACCUCGGCCUCACUCUCCCCCCUCCUGCCAAAAAGCCCCUCACAAAGAUAGUGUCCCACCUGCUAGUGGCUGAACCGGAGAAGAUCUACGCCAUGCCCGACCCCACCAUGCCCGAGAGUGACAUCAAAGCCCUGACCACGCUGUGUGACCUGGCUGACCGUGAGCUGGUGGUCAUCAUUGGUUGGGCCAAGCAUAUCCCAGGCUUCUCCACGCUGUCGCUGGGUGACCAGAUGAGUCUACUGCAGAGUGCCUGGAUGGAGAUACUGAUCCUGAGCAUCGUGUUCCGCUCAUUGCCCUACGAGGACGAGCUGGUGUAUGCAGAGGACUACAUCAUGGACGAGGAACACUCGCGGCUCACCGGUCUGCUCGACCUCUACGUGUCAAUCCUGCAGCUGGUGCGCAAGUACAAGAAACUCAAGGUGGAGAAGGAGGAGUUCGUCACCCUCAAGGCCAUCGCUCUCGCCAACUCAGACUCCAUGCAUAUAGAGGACGUGGAGGCCGUGCAGAAGCUCCAGGACGCGCUCCACGAGGCCCUGCAGGACUACGAGAGCAGCCAGCACCAGGAGGACCCACGGCGGGCAGGCAAACUGCUGAUGACCCUGCCCCUGCUCCGUCAGACCGCAACCAAGGCCGUGCAGCACUUCUACAGCAUCAAGGUGCAGGGCAAGGUCCCCAUGCACAAACUCUUCCUGGAGAUGCUGGAGGCAAAGGUCUGAUGGAGGGGCAGAUGGGGACAGGGUGCUGCAGCCAGAGGGACAUGGACAGGACUCAGGACAGGAGACGGACACUGCUGACUGGAACGGGAGACACACUGACCUCUGUCGCUCUCCGCCUCCUCGGAUCCCAGACAUUUAAAAAAAAAAAAGAACAAAAUAAAGAACAAAUGCAAAACUUGGUUAUAAGUAUAAAUAUAAAAUUAUGCAGAUUAAUUUAAAAUAUAUAAGAAAUACUAUGUACAGUAAUAAUUUUGUUUUAUUUCUGGUCUGUGGUCAUUCUGUAUAUGAAGGAUCCCCGUCUCUCCAUAUCUUCAGAGGGAAUAACUGCAGCCUCUUAAUUAACAUGGUUUUAUUUCUAGUGAAAACCUACAACUGAGGUGUCCAUAUGUGUUUUGAUGACCACAGAUGUCAACCACUAGGCAAUGACUGACUUGUUAGACAGUUGUAUAUAUUUAUUAAUAAUGAAAGACUGUGUGUAUUCUGGUGAACUCAACGGCCAUGUUCUCCUUGGGGAAAAAAAGAAAAGAAAGAACAAAAACUGUUUGUUAAAUGUGAGCUCGAUUGAUCUAAAUGUCCUUGAAUAUACCUCUUCAGAGCAAUGAGCCUUGUGAUGUGGAUCUGUCUCAGACAGGAAGAAGACAAACUGGUCACAUGACAUGUUUAACCAAACUAGCUUAGGCAGAUAGUCAGUCUUAUUCUGUAGUAACUCAGCAAUAAUGAGAGCUGUGAUAAGGGCAGCCAUGUUAAACCUGGUUCAUCCUCUGCUUCACAAUGCUGUCUGUCUGUCAUCCACCAGUCUCCCCCAGCCAUGUGUGUUUGAGUGCGUGUCCUGGCGACGGACGCGCCACUCCUCUGUUUCACUGUAGUAUUUCUCCUCUGCUGAUGUUGCCGUGGAUGAUGUUCAACGUUUGCUCAUUGUUCAAGCCAAUGGAAGUUGCCUCUUGGCCGCGGAGUGAAUGACCUGAUUUGAGCAGGGUGAAAGUUGAUAAGUAGGUUUGGGCCGGGGGUAUCAAAGGGAGGAUUUGUGCCGGGUGGCAAAUGUCCAGAAGAUUCCGUAUUCAAACAAUCAGAGAGCCAUAUGUCAAAUGGUCUAUUUUGGGUCCUGUAAACCCGUGUCAGAGUCCUCCCACACACAGGGAGCAAGGUGCCCAGCAUCUGCUCUCACCCUUUUAGAAGCUGCCUGUCUUUUUAUAGCCGGGCUGCCUUUAUGGAUCUCCAUGUAAACUGCGCUGAAUGUCAGGUGCAGCGUUGGCCCUUCACACUGACUGCGGGUAUUUUUAACCCAGAAGAAGGUCGUUGCCGUAGCUACCUACCUGCUCUCUGCUGUGCCGCACCCCCCUAAACCACCCCAC